Messenger RNA from Thalassophryne amazonica, 3007 nucleotides. It is a transcript of the gene pygl, whose product is annotated as phosphorylase, glycogen, liver. The transcript has 20 exons. Lineage: Eukaryota; Metazoa; Chordata; Actinopteri; Batrachoidiformes; Batrachoididae. Bases 38 to 2599 code for a protein of 853 amino acids. The record is from RefSeq and is a predicted model, not a curated record. Gene Ontology annotation, cellular component: cytoplasm. Gene Ontology annotation, biological process: glycogen catabolic process. Gene Ontology annotation, molecular function: pyridoxal phosphate binding; glycogen phosphorylase activity.
CUCUUCCCCGUGUCAGUGUCACGCUAAAGUCUUCGUCAUGGCAACUCCGCUGAGCGACCAGGAGAAGCGGAAACAGAUCAGCAUCAGGGGGAUUGUGGGAGUGGAGAAUGUAGCCGAGCUGAAGAAAGGCUUCAAUCGCCACCUGCACUUCACUCUGGUGAAAGAUAGAAACAUCGCGACGCCCAGGGAUUAUUACUUUGCCCUGGCUCACACUGUGAGGGACCACCUGGUGGGCAGAUGGAUCAGAACCCAGCAGUUUUACUAUGAAGUUGACCCGAAGCGGGUUUAUUAUCUGUCUCUGGAGUUCUACAUGGGCAGGACGCUCCAGAACACGAUGAUCAACUUGGGCCUGCAGAAUGCCUGUGACGAGGCGAUCUACCAGCUCGGCCUGGACAUGGAGGAGCUGGAGGACAUGGAGGAGGAUGCAGGAUUGGGUAACGGAGGUCUGGGCAGACUGGCAGCAUGCUUCUUAGAUUCCAUGGCCACCUUGGGUCUUGCUGCUUAUGGUUACGGUAUCCGCUAUGAAUACGGAAUCUUUAACCAAAAGAUAAGAGAUGGCUGGCAGGUGGAGGAGGCAGACGAUUGGCUGAGGCACGGAAACCCCUGGGAGAAGGCGCGUCCUGAGUACAUGCUGCCAGUCCACUUCUACGGACGAUUAGAGGAUACACCAGAUGGUUCCAGAUGGGUUGACACGCAGGUAGUUCUGGCGAUGCCCUAUGAUACGCCUAUACCUGGCUACAUGAACAACACGGUGAACACCAUGAGGCUGUGGUCCGCUCGAGCGCCCAAUGACUUUAACUUGAGAGACUUUAAUGUUGGUGAUUACAUCCAGGCCGUUCUGGACAGAAACCUGGCGGAGAACAUCUCUCGUGUGCUUUACCCCAACGAUAAUUUCUUUGAAGGGAAGGAGCUCCGUUUAAAGCAGGAAUACUUUGUCGUGGCCGCCACGCUCCAAGACAUCAUCCGCCGCUUCAAGACCACAAAGAAAGCAAACACGGCUCACCGCUCCUUUGAGAGCUUCCCAGAUAAAGUUGCCAUCCAGCUGAACGACACUCAUCCGGCCAUGGCUAUCCCCGAGCUGAUGAGAAUCUUUGUGGACAUCGAGAAGCUUGACUGGGACACGGCCUGGGACCUGACCACGCGUACCUUUGCGUACACCAACCACACAGUUCUCCCUGAGGCACUGGAGCGAUGGCCUGUGGCGCUGAUGGAGACGCUGCUACCCAGACACCUGCAGAUCAUCUACCAGAUCAACCAGAUCCACCUCAAUCGGAUUGCGGCGCUCUUCCCAGAUGACCUUGACAAACUGCGUAAAAUGUCACUGAUUGAAGAAGAAGGGUGUAAGAGGGUCAACAUGGCGCACCUGUGCAUCGUGGGAUCGCAUGCUGUCAACGGAGUUGCUGAGAUACACUCCAACAUCAUCAAGACUCAAGUAUUCCGCAAUUUCAGUGAACUGGAACCAAACAAGUUUCAGAAUAAAACCAACGGCAUCACUCCCAGGCGCUGGCUGCUGCUGUGUAACCCCGGGCUGGCCGAGCUUCUUGCCGAGGUCAUCGGGGAGGAUUAUGUCAAAGACCUGAGCCAGUUACGCAAGCUGCUCGACUUUGUCGACGAUGCCGUCUUCAUCCGAGACGUCUCUAAAGUCAAACAGGAAAACAAGGUGAAAUUUGCCCAGUUUUUGGAAAAAGAGUACAAAGUGAAAAUAAACCCGUCCUCCAUGUUUGACGUGCACGUGAAGAGAAUCCAUGAGUACAAGCGGCAGGUCCUCAACUGCUUGCACAUCAUCGUCAUGUAUAACCGCAUCAGAAAGAAUCCCACUGCACCUUUUGUACCUCGAACAGUGAUCAUCGGUGGCAAGGCUGCUCCUGGUUACCACAUGGCAAAGAUAAUUAUCAAGUUGAUCACAACGGUGGCUGAUGUGGUGAACAAUGAUCCUGUGGUGGAAGAUAAACUGAGGGUUAUCUUUCUGGAGAACUACAGGGUGUCUCUAGCGGAAAAAGUGAUCCCUGCUACAGAUUUGUCACAGCAGAUCUCCACUGCUGGCACUGAGGCCUCAGGAACAGGCAACAUGAAGUUCAUGCUGAAUGGAGCCCUCACCAUCGGCACCAUGGACGGCGCCAAUGUGGAGAUGGCAGAGGAGGCUGGAGAGGAGAACCUCUUCAUCUUUGGCAUGAGAGUGGAAGAUGUAGCUGAACUGGACAAAAAGGGAUACGAUGCCAUGACUUACUAUACGAAGAUUCCUGAGUUGAAACAAGUGAUUGACCAGAUGAAGAGUGGAUUUUUUAGCCCCAAAACUCCUGACCUUUUCAAAGACCUCACUAACAUGCUUUUCAACCAUGACCGUUUCAAAGUGUUUGCUGACUUCGAAGACUAUGUGAAAUGCCAAGAGAGAGUCAGCGAACUGUACAAGAAUCCGAAGGAGUGGACAAAGAUGGUGAUCAGGAACAUCGCUGCCACAGGAAAGUUCUCCAGCGACCGAACAAUCACAGACUACGCCACCGAGGUGUGGGGAGUCAAGACCACGGACUUGAAGAUUCCACCUCCAAACGAGCCCAGAGAGGCCAUUGAUGAAACUGUCAGAGCUCUGAAGCACAUGUGAAGUCAUUUUGCAGUGAAAUUGCUCUCGUCAGGUUGACAACGCAUUCACCAGGCCAUUAUCUUCUUACAUCUCAAGUUGGACAAACCUUCAUUUCAUGGUCAGAUCAUAAAUCACAUCGGCUGGCUUUUUAUUGUCAAACCUGCUGCAGUGAUACUUUGUCUGUUACAGUCCUUCUGCAGGAAACCUAAUGUCCUUGUGGAGAAUGUCAAGUAAUACUUGGUAACUUUUGCCAUUUUUAACUUUCUUAAGGAAGAGAGCAGGUGAUGUUUAUUUGCAGAUGUUUAUCCUGUUCACACUGUUUUCUACUAUGCAUACAGAACUAACCUGGCAAAGGAAAAAUACAAACCAAUUCCAUGUCAUCUAACAUAUUUCUUCCCACUGGUGAAAUAAAGUAUUAAUAUAUAGAUA